Aspergillus brunneoviolaceus CBS 621.78 is the source of this 969-nucleotide messenger RNA. RefSeq names its product autophagy-related protein 27. The record is from RefSeq and is a predicted model, not a curated record. Bases 1 to 969 code for a protein of 322 amino acids. The transcript is spliced from 3 exons. Lineage: Eukaryota; Fungi; Ascomycota; Eurotiomycetes; Eurotiales; Aspergillaceae.
AUGCGAAUACCGUCCAACCUAUCCUCUACCCUUCUCUCCUCCGCCCUGCUCCUCCCCAGUCUGGUCUCUGCCUUGGGCAAUUUCAACUGCAAAGACAUAAUCGUCGAUAAAAUCAAAUAUGACCUCAGCCCUCUCGGCGGCGUACACACCCUCUACAACGUGGUCGAGAAGCCCGAGGAAUCCGCGACAGUCAACACGACAUAUGUGCUCAACAUCUGCAGUAUCCUGGGGAAGGCUGCCAAUCGAGAGCACCUGAAGUGUGGAACGUCCAAGAACAUCUGCGGCUUCGAAUACCGACGCCACGCGAACAGCAGCGUCGAAAUAGACCAGGGCUUUCCCAUCGCGGGCUACGACCACCUCGGAUCCGGCAGCAAAGACACCGAGGUCACUCGCUUAAAGGAAUCCGACUCAUCCCGUGAAGGUCUCCUGAUCAAAUUUGCCGGCGGCAGCUAUGAGGACACGACUGGCAAGAAGCACGCCGCCAAAGCCGUGAUCGAGUUCAAUUGCGACCCCGACCGGUCGGGGUUGGAAGGUCUCCGGACCACGAACGAGCCGGUCGGUAGUGAGGCUGCGUUGCGCGCUCGCGAGGAAGAGGGCAGCGGCAACAGAAAUAGUACCAGCAGUCUUCAAUUCAAGAGCUUCGGUCCCGUCGAUGACGACACUUACGUGCUGCGGCUGGACUGGGCGACACGGUACGCGUGUGACAAGUACCGAGAUGAUAACAAGGGGGACUCCUCGAGUCAUUGGGGAUUCUUCACCUGGCUGAUUAUUCUUCUCUUCCUGUGUAUCGCUGCCUACUUGAUCUUCGGUUCCUGGCUCAAUUAUAACCGCUACGGUGCCCGUGGGUGGGAUCUUCUCCCGCACGGGGACACGCUGCGCGAUGUCCCCUACAUCUUCCAGGAUUGGGUCCGUCGGGUGGUCAACACGUUGCAAGGGUCGGGGUCGCGAGGCGGCUACAGUGCGGUUUAG